Messenger RNA from Lycium ferocissimum, 1055 nucleotides. Its product is annotated as ras-related protein RABA5b-like. The coding region runs from base 150 to 800 and encodes 216 amino acids. The transcript is spliced from 2 exons. The record is from RefSeq and is a predicted model, not a curated record. Lineage: Eukaryota; Viridiplantae; Streptophyta; Magnoliopsida; Solanales; Solanaceae. Gene Ontology annotation, cellular component: endosome. Gene Ontology annotation, molecular function: GTP binding; GTPase activity.
AUUUAUUAGUACACACAUGACAUAACCUAAGGUCCACUCAUUAUCUUUCUCCUUCCAUUUUCUCAAAAUUCUCAAUAUACCAAAUCCCAAAAAAAAAAAAAAAAAAAAUUACAAAAAAUAGCCCCAAAUAACAAAUCUGCUCUUUUCUAAUGGAUUCAUCAGAUGAUGAUACUGAAGAGUACCUUUUCAAGAUUGUAAUAAUUGGUGACUCAGCAGUUGGUAAAUCUAAUUUACUAUCAAGAUAUGCUAGAGAUGAGUUUAAUUUACAUUCAAAAGCAACUAUUGGUGUUGAAUUUCAAACCCAAGUUCUUGAAAUUAAUGGUAAAGAAGUUAAAGCUCAGAUUUGGGAUACUGCUGGUCAAGAAAGGUUUAGAGCUGUUACUUCUGCUUAUUAUCGUGGUGCUUUUGGUGCAUUACUUGUUUAUGAUAUUUCAAGAAGGACUACUUUUGAAAGUGUUACUAGGUGGCUUGAUGAGCUUAAUACUCAUUGUGAUACAACAGUCGCGAAGAUGUUGAUAGGAAACAAAUGUGAUUUGGACAACAUUAGGGAUGUUAGCAUUGAAGAAGGGGCGAAGCUUGCAGAAGCAGAAGGAUUGUUCUUCAUGGAGACGUCCGCAUUAGAUUCAACAAAUGUUAAUAAGGCUUUCGAGAUUGUCAUCCGUGAAAUCUACAGCAAUGUCAGCCGAAAGAUCUUGAAUUCGGAUUCUUACAAGGCUGAGUUAUCUAUUAACAGGGUAAGCCUCGUAAAAGAUGACGGAGAAGGAUCUAAUCGAUCUUGGAGCAAUUGUUGCUCAAGAUGAACCAUGUCUUAAACUGAUUAUACAUUUUGUACUGUUGGCUCAAGAUUAAGAGAUUUUUCAGUAUUUAUUCAAUACACUAACACAGUGAAUCGUAUAAAUGUCUCUUAACUCUGGUUAAGUGAUAUGCAUUCUCACUUUAAGUUGUAACUCUUUAAGGAUACUUGUUUGAUUCGGUGUAAACACCAGUUGUGAGCAAAUAUUUUUAUGGAGGCGCAUAUUGAAUGCUAGCGGGCGACCCGUAUUUCAAGAUUUCUA